AUGCCACCCGACGGGCUCGAGCCGGGACCGGUUUGUCCAGCCUGGCAGGCUGGUGUUCCCUUUCCGAAACCUCCCUGGGAGUUCCUGGCCUCCCUGCUCUCGGCUUCAUGCUUUCGCUGGCCUCUCUCUCGCCUGUCUCUCUCGCCGAGCCGGAGGGGAUGGAGACCCUGCGGAGGAGCCUGUCCCGGUGGAAGAAGUACCACAUCAAAGUCCACCUGGCCGACGAGGACCUCCUGCUGCCUCUGACCGUGAGGCCCACCGACACCAUGAUGGACCUGAGGGCACACCUGGUGCGGGAAGGGGUGACCUCGUGGAAGAAGACCUUCUUCUACAACGCCCGGGUGAUCGAGGAGCACGAGACGGUGAAGGAGGCCAAGAUCCAGAACGGGUCCGUCCUCCUGCUCAUCAGCGACAAGAGGUGGGUUCCCUGGGCAUCGCUCCUCAGCCAAGCUUAGCCAGAUGCUUAGGAAGUUUGGGUUGGUUUGGGGAGCUGUAGAGUUGGAAGGUACCCCCAAAGGUCAUCCAGACCAACCCGCGGCAAUGCAAGGAAAUCGCAGCGGCUGUCUCUUGGGCUGAGAUGCAGUUGAGUGGGAGAGCAUCUGCUUUUAGGGCAGCGGUUCUCAACCUGUGGGUCGCCAGAUGUUGUUGAUGGACUACAACUCCCAUCAUCCCUGAGCUCCAGCCUUGCUAGCUAGGGGUGAUGGGAGUUGUAGUUCAACAACAUCUGGGGACCCACAGGUUGAGAAGGGCUGUUUUAGGGAGAUGGAGGUUCCCGGUUUCAACCCCCAAGUAAGACUUAGAGGGACCCCUGCCCAUGGCAAAGCAAGCUGACGGACUAUGCGGAGAUGGCAAAGCUGACUGGAAAACUCAGAAACCAGAGGACAAAAACUUGAUAAAAGAAUGGGAAUACAGUGAUAUCUUCGGUUAAGUACUUACCGUAAUUCGUUCUGGAGCUCCGUUCUUAACCUGAAACUGUUCUUAACCUGAAGCACCACUUUAGCUAAUGGUGCCUCCUGCUGCCGUCGCGCCGCCGGAGCACGAUUUCUGUUCUGAUCCUGAAGCAAAGUUCUUAACCUGAAGCACUAUUUAUGGGUUAGCGGAGUCUGUAACCUGAAGCGUAUGUAACCUGAAGCGUAUGUAACCCAAGGUACCGCUGUAAUUUAUAAGUUAUUUAGGAGACGACUGUAAGCAGAUGGAAACAAAAGCAGGAUUUUGAUUUCACUUGUAGUGUAAAAAUUACCAUGGAUAAUAUGGUUGGAUAUAGAAAUUGGAGGAUGGAUGAAUAUGCAGUAAAAAGGUAAAGGGACCCCUGACCAUUAGGUCCAGUCGCGGCCGACUCUGGGGUUGCGGCGCUCAUCUUGCUUUCAGGCCGAGGGAGCCAGCGUACAGCUUCCGGGUCAUGUGGCCAGCAUGACUAAACCGCUUCUGGCGAACCAGAGCAGUGCACGGAAACACUGUUUACCUUCCCGCCAGAGCGGUACCUAUUUAUCUACUUGUACUUUGCCGUGCUUUUGAACUGCUAGGUUGGCAGGAGCAGGGACCGAGCAACGGGAGCUCACCCCGUCGCGGGGAUUCAAACCGCCGACGUUCUGAUUGGCAAGUCCUAGGCUCUGUGGUUUAACCCACAGCGCCACCCACGUCCCUGAAUAUGCAGUAGUAGGUGUUUAAAAUGGGACUUGUGGAGAGGAUGGGGGGAAGUCCCAAGAUUCGGAGAAUCUUUAUAUAGUUCUUUAAAAAACAAAUACCAUAUUUUUUGCUCCAUAAGACUCACUUUCCCCCUCCUAAAAAGUAAGGGGAAAUGCGUGUGCGUCUUAUGGAGCGAAUGCAGGCUGCGCAGCUAUCCCAGAAGCCAGAACAGCAAGAGGGAUUGCUGCUUUCACUGCACAGCGAUCCCUCUUGCUGUUCUGGCUUCUGAGAUUCAGAAUAUUUUUUUCCUUGUUUUCCUCCUCCAAAAACUAGGUGCAUCUUGUGGUCUGGUGCGUCUUAUAGAGCGAAAAAUACGGUAUCUGUUUAUUUGUACUUAGUAUUUGUAAAACCAAUAAAAAUGAUUUCAUUAAAAAAGAGAGAAAGGGAUCUCUGCCCAAAAUGCUGGAGAGAUGCUGCCAGUCAGUGUAGGUAAGUGGAGCAAACCUUUGUAUCAGGCAGUUUCCUAUGCACUCGUCUCAAUCAGCCCUUUGGUUCGAAUUGAUGAGGACUAGAAUCUUGCUUUGCCUGGCGAGGAAGGACCUCAGUUCAGCCAUGGAGCGCCUCAUUUGCAUGCAGGAAAGGCCAGCUUCAAGCCUCUGCCAGUCAGUGCAGGCAUUGCUGAGCCCUGCAUAAAACAGCAUCCUAAGUUCCUACAACUCUGGGCUUAAUUCGGGGGAAACUGCAGAAAUGUUGAUCAAACUCGUUUUAAAAACACAGCAAAAAGCCCGCUCUUUAGCUGGCCGUUUUUGCAUGCCGCCUGGUUUCGGGGGAGAGCAAAGAGCAUUAUUUGCAGAGCAAAGACUUACCGUAGAAUCCGGGGUCCCCAAAGGUCCUCUAGUCCAACCCCCGCAAGGCUGGAAUCGCAGGGAAAGAAUGCCCAACCUCUGCUUCAAAACCCUCAGUGGAGGAGAGUCCAUUUAUUAUAUGCCUUUAUGUAGAGCCGUCCCCUUGGUGCUGUCUCCUCUGCGGCUAAAUAAAUAAGGAGCCAAAGUCCUCUUUGCUCAAGUGAGUGCAAAGCCACCAUUGAGGGUAAGAGCAAGCUGCGGACAGAGGGCAAAGGCAGAGCAGGAUUUGACCCAGUGAAUGGAGGGUUACUGGAGGCGGUGGAAUUCAAAAUUCAAGCCGUACUAUUUUUGCAUUUGCCUGCCAUUGUUCUGGAUACGCAAAGACUAUCUAGAAUGUAAAUAAUAAUAAUAAUAAUAAUAAUAAUAAUAUUCAUAUCCUGCACGGGGCGGCUCCCAACAGAGGACUAAAAACAGAAUAAAACUUCAAACAUGAAAUAAUAAUAAUAAUAAUAAUAAUAAUAAUAAUAAUAAUAAUAUUCAUACCCCGCCCAUCUGACUGGGUUUCCCCAGCCACUCUGGGCUGCUUCCAACAGAGGACUAAAAACAGAAUAAAACUCCAGACAUGAAAAACUUCCCUAAACAGGGCUACCUUCAGAUGUCUUCUAAAAGUCAGAUAGUUGUUUACUUCCUUGACAUCUGAUGGGAGGGCGUUCCACAGGGCGGGAGCCACUACCCCAGUGAUACAUCACUCAGUCGGUAGAGCAUGAGACUCUUAUGGUUGUGGGUUCGAGUCCCAUGUAGGGCAAUAGAUCGCGGCCUUGCAAGGGGUUGGGCUAGAUGACCCUCGUGGUCCCUUCCAACCCGUAGGGUUCUGUGAUCACCGGGCUGCAAGACACCUGUGACUUUCCACAUGUCGGAGGACUACAGCUCCCAUCAACCCCAGCUGUCGGGGAUGAUGGGAAUUGGAGUUCAACAAAAAUAUGGAGGCCCGUAGGUUCUCCAUCUCUGCUGUGUACACUGGCUGUGUGUUGCAUUCGGAUGUGGGGGAAUAUUGUACGACUUUCCCUCUCCGCCUUGUUUUCUAAUGUUCAUUUCAUGCUGCAGUUCCUGAGGCUGCAACAGACUUUUCCCGGAAGCCAGGAGCAUGCUAAACAUCCAUUAUACAGUGGUACCUCGGGUUACAUAUGCUUCAGGUUACAUUCGCUUCAGGUUACAGACUCCGCUAACCCAGAAAUAGUGCUUCAAGUUAAGAAAUUUGCUUCAGGAUGAGAACAGAAAUCGUGCUCCAGCGGCACAGCAGCAGCAGGAGGCCCCAUUAGCCAAAGUGGUGCUUCAGGUUAAGAACAGUUUCAGGUUAAGUACGGACCUCCGGAACGAAUUAAGUACUUAACCCGAGGUACCACUGUAUUUUGCUAGAUUUCCAGAAGUGGCUGAACUAUAACGGGAACUGAAUAAUGGGGCGAAAGAGCACUAAGCAUGCGCGACGACACAUUAGUUUUCUGAUAGCGCCUCUUACAUCGUGUGGAAGCUCAGAUGCCAUGCGGAAAUUAGCAGUUAGGGAAAUGUAGGAGGAAAAUGAAUAUUCUGCCUUGCGGGUGCAGCCACAGUAGCAAGUCUUGGGCACACAGAGCCUUCUCUCUCACCCCGUCCUUGAGGAUGCGAAAUUGCUGUGAGCAAAACCAGCAACAGUUUAUUGUCUUCGUAAUGUGCAUAUAAGGGACGCGGUUGGCGCUGUGGGUUAAACCACAGAGCCUAGGACUUGCCGAUCAGAAGGUUGGCGGUUCGAAGCCCCGCGAUGGGGUGAGCUGCCAUUGCUCGGUCCCUGCUCCUGCCAACCUAGCAAUUCAAAAGCAAGCCAGCGCAAGUAGAUAAAUAGGUACCACUCCAGUGGGAAGGUAAAGGUCUGGUUCGCCAGAAGCGGCUUUGUCAUGCUGGCCACAUGACCCGGAAGCUGUCUGCCGGCUCCCUCAGCCAAUAAAGCGAGAUGAGCACUGCAACCCCAGAGUCGGCCACGACUGGACCUAAUGGUCAGGGGUCCCUUUACCUUUACCUCCCAAUAAUGCAAUCACACCACAUGCGAGGAUGAUGAUAGCUUCUCUAGUUAAUAAAUGAAGGGUGCCUUUGAAUGUGCCAAUGCCACUAAACCUGGACUCCUAGAGGUAUCCUUGGAAACCAGAACGGAUCACUAUGCUUAGAUCUGGACAAAAACUUCCAGCUCUCUGCUCAAAACCUUAGAAUAGCCACACCACACCACCGCCCUUGUUGCUAACAGUGAGUCCUGCUUGGAGUAGACCCAUCGGAAUGACUGGGCACCGCUGGUUUAGAUCCAUUCCUUUCAAUGGCUAGACCCUGCCUGGGUAGAAACUGGUUGGAUAAAUCCACAUUUACCUGCGCGGUCCUAACCAUGACUUCUCAGAAGUAGGUCCUGUUGAGUUCAAUGAACCUUGCUCCCAGGUAAAUGGGAUUGGGUUUGCCUUCACAUGGUCGUUCAUUCCAUUUCCCCUGCAUUUUCCUAACUGUUGAUUUCUGCGUUACAGUCGAGCUUUUGUACGAUGUAGAAGUCACUUCUGGGGAAACUAAUGGAAUAUAGCCCAUGAUUCGCGCUCAUUUCUGUGUUACUUGAUCCCAGAAAAAAACAAACCCACAACUCCUUGUAGCACCUUUAACGUGGAAAAUUGCUGGGGCAAAGCAGUGAAAUUUGGGACAAUAUACUGGCCUAUACUGGGAUGCGGGUGGCGCUGUGGGUUAAACCACAGAGCCUAGGGCUUGCAGAUCAGAAGGUCGGUGGUUCGAAUCCCCACGACGGGGUGAGCUCCCGUUGCUCGGUCCGUGCUCCUGCCAACCUAGCAGUUCGAAAGCACGUCAAAGUGCAAGUAGAUAAAUAGGUACCGCUCCAGCGGGAAGGUAAACAGCGUUUCUGUGCGCUGCUCUGGUUCACCAGAAGCGGCUUAGUUAUGCUGGCCGCAUGACCCGGAAGCUGUACGCCGGCUCCCUCGGCCAAUAAAGCGAGAUGAGCGCUGCAACCCCAGAAUCGUCUGCGACUGGACUUAACGGUCAGGGGUCCCUUUACCUUUACCUUACUGGCCUAUGGUUCUUUCCCGCUAUUUCUGUGGCAGACUCGUGGGGCGAAGGAAGCACACAUGGGCCAAGAGAGUGGGAGAAUGGCGACAUGGUCUGAUGGCAUUCCUGUUGUGUCAUACGGUGUAGAUGAAAUUUAGCUUAGUAUUUUGGCAUAUCGGCCCCCAAAGCCACAACUGCACAACAUGAAGCUCCAGCAUUAUAAUCAGGAAAACUGCAAUCUUUAUGACAUGAAGCGCCCUGAGAUCUACGGGUAUAGGGUGGUAUACAAAUUUAAUAAACAAUAAUGAUAAUAAAAAGGAUGCGCACCCACACUGUAAACCUAACCCUGCUUACCUUUGGAGUAAGCUCCAUUGAAAAUUGUCACCAGGACUUACUUCUGAGUAGAUGCGGUUAGGAUUGCAGGGUCAUAGAAUCAUAGAAUCAUAGAAUCCUAGAGUUGGAAGAGACCACAAGGGCCAUCGAGUCCAACCCCCUGCCAAGCAGGAAACACCAUCAGAGCACUCCUGACAUAUGGUUGUCAAGCCUCUGCUUAAAGACCUCCAAAGAAGGAGACUCCACCACACUCCUUGGCAGCAAAUUCCACUGUCAAACAGCUCUUACUGUCAGGAAGUUCUUCCUAAUGUUUAGGUGGAAUCUUCUUUCUUGUAGUUUGGAUCCAUUGCUCCGUGUCCGCUUCUCUGGAGCAGCAGAAAACAACCUUUCUCCCUCCUCUAUGUGACAUCCUUUUCUAUAUUUGAACAUGGCUAUCAUAUCACCCCUUAACCUCCUCUUCUCCAGGCUAAACAUGCCCAGCUCCCUUAGCCGUUCCUCAUAAGGCAUCGUUUCCAGGCCUUUGACCAUUUUGGUUGCCCUCCUCUGGACACGUUCCAGUUUGUCAGUGUCCUUCUUGAACUGUGGUGCCCAGAACUGGACACAGUACUCCAGGUGAGGUCUGACCAGAGCAGAAUACAGUGGCACCAUUACUUCCCUUGAUCUAGAUGCUAUACUCCUAUUGAUGAGGCCCAGAAUUGCAUUGGCUUUUUUAGCUGCCGCGUCACACUGUUGGCUCAUGUCAAGUUUGUGGUCAACCAAGACUCCUAGAUCCUUUUCACGUGUACUGCUCUCAAGCCAGGUGACUUGGGAGGGGGAAUUCUGCCAUGUGUUGGGUAUGUCCUCUUAAGCCACAGUUCCUAUUGUCCGCCGCCGCUGGCCAUGUUGGUUGAGCUUGAUAGGAUUUGGAGGCUGGCAGCAUCUGGGGGGCAACCGGUGACCCAUUCUUGGGGCAGGAGGUACUACAGAGGUAACCGGACUAUGGUUUGCCGUGGUGUAAGUCAGCUUCCCGUGUUUCUGUUUAAAUCAGGCCCUGAUCCGGAACCUUGAGGACUAGAAUCUCUCUUUCUGUUUUUAGGGGAAAGGCCGUAGAUGAAUGGUAGGAUAUCUGCCUUGUACUCAGAAGGUCCCAGGUUCAAGCCCUGCCAUCUCCAGGUAAGCCAGUUGGUUAGAACGUGCUGCCAAUGAACGCCAAGGUUGCAGGUUCGAUACCUGCUUGGGACAGCUGCAUUGCAGGGGGGUUGGGCUAUAUAUAUGAGAAACGGGGGGGGGGGGCUAGUCCUGCCCUUUGCUACUACCCAAUUAACCUCCGUCUCCAAGGGCUGCCACAGUCAUAUCGCCAGGGGCAAGCUGAAGCUCUCCAAAUGUCCCUGUUUUCCAGGGAUGGUCCGGGAAUAACAGAAGCUACCUAGGUUUCUGAUUUGAUCCCGGACUGCCCUGCUUUCCCUCAACAGGAUAUCCCUAUUUUCAUUGGAGAAAUGUCGGAGGGGGUGGGAAAGGGUGCCCUAGGUGUUCAUCAGAGAAAUGUUGGAGGGCAUGCAAGCUCAUGGGCUAUCUAUGCCAUGGGAUGGCACAGAGGCAAACCCUGGAGAUGGAGAUCAAUUAGGAGAGGGGGGCAGAAGAAGGAAGACCCCCACCCCCGAGUGUCUACGUGGGAAUUUGCAGACCACUUCUGCCAGGCUGAAGCUUUCAAGCUGCAUCAACAGUCAUUGUUGUUGCUUAUUUUUCUUUUUACCACCAGAGGCUCCUCCACCUGCCAAGAAAACCUGGAGGCUUCAGGGCAGACCUGGAGGUCUAGCCCAGGCAUAGGCAAACACCUCCAGGUGUUUUGGGACUACAACUCCCAUCACCCCUACCUAACAGGACCAGUGGUCAGGGAUGAUGGGAACUGUAGUCCCCAAACAGCUGGAGGUCCAAGUUUGGCCAUGCCUGGCACUAGUUGAUCCUCAGAACCCUCUACAGUUCUAAGAUUCUGUGAUUCCUGGGCGAGAGGGACCGGUGGUCUGGCUAGGGGUAUAAGGCAGCUUCUUAUAUUCCUAUUCCACUGCCCCACCCAUUUACAGGCCUUGUUGUCCUUCAGAGUUUAGCUCCUUCCAGAUCUCAAGAAGUUACUGUUAGGAUAUUCCGUUCCACCUUAAGGAACAGGCAUGAUAGUUGUGUGUCACAUGCCUGUUUACACUCCAGCACAGCUUGCUGGGAACUUCUGUUUGGGUACAGUUUUUGCUUUUGCCGUUUUGCUUUGGACACGAAGGAGGUCAGACAUGUUUCCUUUUGUCCUGCUGUACACUGAAUAAGCAAGGGACACAGGUGGCGCUGUGGGUUAAACCACAGAGCCUAGGACUUGCCAAUCAGAAGGUCGGCAGUUCGAAUCUCCGCGGCAGGGUGAGCUCCUGUUGCUCGGUCCCAGCUCCUGCCAACCUAGCAGUUUGAAAGCUCGUCAAAGUGCAAGUAGAUAAAUAGGUACCACUCCGGCGGGAAGGUAAACGGCGUUUCUGUGCGCUGCUCUUGUUCGCCAGAAGCGGAUUAGUCAUGCUGGCCACAUGACCCGGAAGAUGUACGCCUGCUCCCUCGGCCAAUAAAGCGAGAUGAGCACCACAACCCCAGAGUCGGCCACGACUGGACCUAAUGGUCAAGGGUCCCUUUACCUUUACUACGCUGAAUAAACUGCUUGUAAAUAUGCUCACACAGCCUCUCCUGCCACUUCCGUUUGUGCAGCGUUUACUCUGCUGAGUAGCGUGCCCCAGCUUCUGAAGCUCAGGUCGCAGAUUCAUGCUGCACCAACUGGUGGGCUGGAGUCUGCUGGGGGCCUGCCAGCUGCCCCCGUUUCCUUGGUUGCUUGCCAACAGUUACAUGUCUACCUGGUGGGUGGAUUCUGCCUCUCGUGUGUGUGCUGGUUAAUAGGUGUGCACAAGUGGCACACAGAAGGAAAACUGCCAAACGCGUUUGCAGAGCUAAGCAGGGCCCAUAAUGGAUUGAAAUGGGGGGACGGACCUGCAUGGACUAGAUGACCCAUGGGGUCCCUUUCCAACUGUGCUGGGCCCGGGGGUAACCCGUGAAACGCAGCCCAGGACCAGUCCAGAAUCCAAAGGUUCUGCUAGGAGUCAGUCCGACAGGGUCAAGGCAGGACGCCAGGCAGGAAACCAGGCAAGGACAGGUACAGGAUCUCAGGCAGGAUCUAGCAAACAGCAAUAUUGUUCCCGCAACCUGGGGCGGGGUCCGACAGCCUUUUAUCUUUGUCGGGGUAGCAGCCGGUCCUGAUCUCCCGGCGACUCACCUCCCUGUCUCGCAUGAAGGCGAGCACUCCUCCUGCAAGUACUUAGGUCUCUCCUUCUCUCAGACCUGAGUCUCUGCAACUCGAGAGACGUCAGUGAGUUACUAGACCCAGAGGCCGCCUCAGCCUCCCCUGACCCAACCGGUAGUGGAGCAGCUGUAAGCGAUGGCCCAGCUGAAGGCAACGAGGUCAUCCCCGCAUCUGGAGCCAGGGCAGGCUCAGGCCCCUGACUCGGCCCAGCUGGUGCUUGUUGCAGGGGAAACUGUGCAGACUGGGACUCUUCAGGAUCAGGCCCCAGACUUGGUUCAGAUGAUGCCUGGGGCAAAGGAUCCGGUGCGGACUGAGUCUCCUCUGGUUCCGAGUCUGAGCCCGAGUCCCAGGCCAUCACACCAACUCAACAAUUCUACGAUUCUAUGGAAUACCCAUUGCUGGUAACCAUAGAAAGGGAGAACAUUCUUGCACUCGGGUCCUGCUUGCAUUUGGCUGGCCACUAUUGGAGGAGGACUGGAAUUACAGAAUUCUAGACUUGGAAGGGACCUGGUGGUCAUCUAGUCCAGCCCCCUGCACUGACCCCUUUGGGCUCUUCGUAUGCCCAAUCUUCCUUUAAAAAGAGCAAUGUAAGAAGUUGCCCCGGUGGAUCAGACCAAAGGCCGUUCCAAUCCGCCUCCUUGCUUCUACAGCAGCCAACCAGAUCCAUCGGCAAACACUGCCAGCAAAGUGAUGUGCAUAGUUUUAAUCCUAUGAAUGUUUCAUGGUAUUGCAAGGCUUGGUUUUCCUGUGUUUUCAUAGAAUCACAGAAUUGUAGCAUCGGAAGGAACCUUUUGUUCGAUGUGGGUCUUGAACCCACAACCUUGAGAUUAAGAGUCUUGUGCUCUACCUAUCUGGAAACUGUAUUGGGUCCCGUCAGGGAAAAAGACAGGGUAUAAAUAGUCAUAUCUACUACUACUACUACUACUACUAUUUAAAACAAUAUAUUAAUAUAAUACAUAAUAUAUCAUAAAGGGACGCGGGUGGCGCUGUGGGUUAAACCACAGAGCCUAGGACUUGCCGAUCAGAAGGUCGGCGGUUCGAAUCCCUGCGACAGAGUGAGCUCCCGUUGCUCGGUCCCUGCUCCUGUCAACCUAGCAGUUCGAAAGCACGUCAAAGUGCAAGUAGAUAAAUAGGUACCACUCCAGAGGGAAGGUAAACGGCGUUUCCGUGCACUGCUCUGGUUCGCCAGAAGCGACUCAGUCAUGCUGGCCACAUGACCCGGAAGCUGUACACCGGCUCCCUCGGCCAGUAAAGCGAGAUGAGCACUGCAACCCCAGAGUCAGCCACGACUGGACCUAAUGGUCAGGGGUCCCUUUACCUUUAAUAUAUCAUAAUAAUAAUCUUUGCUCUGUCCCCUCCGUGGAUCUUUGAGUGUAUUCACUGGGCAGGCGUCUGGAUAAACAAUAAUUAUGGUCACCGGUCAUGUGUUGCACCUCUCCUGAGUCAGGACUCAGACACGUUGUGUACAGAAGCAAAGCCUGUUUUUCCAGGGUGACCUGUUUCCCCUUUGUGCCCUCGGUGGAUCUUGUCACUGCUAAUCUUCCUUUUUUGAGGAAGAGCAAGACCAAUAGACUGGCGGGUGUGCUUUGAUGACAGCUUAUUUGCUUUUGCUGCAAAUAUAUCCAUGUUCCUCUUUUCCUGCACUGUUCUCUAUUGUACUACCAACCUUACUGUAUUCGUGUGAAACAUGGACCACUUAUAAACGCCAUCUCCAGCUCCUCAGAAGAUUCCAUCAACGGUGCCUCCGAAAAAAUUUACACAUCACUUGGGAAGACAGGCGAACUAAUGCCAGUGUACUGGAAGAAGCAAAGAUCACCAGUGUCAAAGCGAUGAUUCUUCAACACCAACUUUGUUGGACUGGUCAUGUUGUGAGGAUGCCUGAUGAUCAUCUUCCAAAGCAACUCCUCUAUUCCGAACUUUAAAAUGGAAAGCGUGAUGCUGGUGGUCAACAAAAGAGGCUUAAAGGCUCUCUCCAGGCAAAUCUUAAAAAAUGUAGUAUAAACACUGACAACUGGGAAACACUGGCUUGUGAGCGCUCCAAAUGGAGAACAGCCUUGACCAAAGGUGUCCUGGGCUUUGAAGACACUUGAACUCAGGACGAAAGGGAGGAAUGUGCUAAGAGGAAGGCACGCUUGGCAAAUCCAGACAGUGAUCAACUCCCGCCUGGAAACCAAUGUCCCCACUGUGGAAGGACGUGUGGGUCCAGAAUUGGCCUCCACAGUCACUUAUGGACUCACUGUUAAAACCGUGUUUAUGGAAGACAAUCUUACUCGGCUACGAGGGAUUGCCAAAGAAGAAGAUAAAGAAACACUGUUCUCCCUCAUUUCACAGAAUCAUAUAAUUGUUAGGUUGGAAGGGACCCCAGGGGUCAUCUAGCCGAACCCCUUGCAAUGCAGGAAUUCUGCCCAUCUGCUCCGGGGUGGGUUCGAACCUCCAACCUUCUGAUCCUAACCACCGCCUCCGUCCAAGUUGCCUGGAUGCAGCCCAGAGAAGCACUGAAGGUGUUGGGGGAAGAAGGAGGCCAGAGAGGAGCAGACAGUGGCGAGCGUCCCUUGUCUCCUGCGCUUAGUGGUCCUCUCCUUGGGGUCCAUAAUAAUAAUAAUGGGGACGUGGGUGGCACUGUGGGUUAAACCAUAGAGCCUAGGACUUGCCAAUCAGAAGGUCGGCUGUUCGAAUCCCCGCGACCGGGUGAGCUACCGUUGCUCAGUCCCUGCUCCUGCCAACCUAGCAGUUCGAAAGCACGUCAAAGUGCAAGUAGAUAAAUAGGUACUGCUCCAGCAGGAAGGUAAACGGCAUUUCCGUGCGCUGCUCUGGUUCGCCAGAAGUGGCUCAGUCAUGCUGGCCACAUGACCCGGAAGCUGUACGCCGGCUCCCUUGGCCAAUAAAGCGAGAUGAGCGCCACAACCCCAGAGUCGGUCACGACUGGACCUAAUGGUCAGGGGUCCCUUUACCUUUACCUAAUAAUAAUAAUUUUUUUAUUUAUACCCCGCCCUUCCCAGUUCAAAAACCGGGCUCAGGGCGGCUAACAACAAAUUUAAAACACUUAAUUGUAAAAGCAGCAUAUAAUACAGUAUAAAAAACACGAAUAACAAUAAAAAUCAAAAAUCAAUCAGAUAAUCUUCAGGGCUAGCUGGCUGAAUUGAUCCUACUUGGGCCAGCGAGGAGGCCAGGUGAGAAUUAGCUGUGGGGUCUCAGAGCAGGUAAUCUUCAUAAAAGGGGAGGAGGAGGGAAAUCGGAGAUCAGGCUGAAUUCAGAUUAAAGACCAGGCGGAAUAGCUCUGUCUUACAGGCCCUGCGGAAGGAGGUUAAGUCCUGCAGGGCCCUGGUCUCAUGGGACAGAGCAUUCCACCAGGUCGGAGCCACCACUGAGAAGGCCCUGGCCCUGGUGGAAGAUAGUCUGGCUUCCUUAGGGCCUGGGACCUCUAAACUAUGAUUAUUUAUGGACCUUAAGGUUCUCUGCGGGGCAGACCAGGAGAGGCGGUCCUGUAGAUACGAGGGCCCUAUCUGCCACUCCUCCUGGUUGCCCCCAGUCUGCUGCCUGAGGCAACUGCCACACCAUGCCCUGUCCGGUACCACCACCUUGACGGGACGCCGGCAGCUAAUCAGCUGCCAGUGGUCCCUGGCAAGCAGUUGGCUGAGCUGCUGCGUUUGGCAGCUCCUGGUUCAGCCUCGGGGGGCAUCCCUGCAUGCCCCACAUUUGAGGAACUGAGAAAGAUCCCCUACACACGCAAAAGUAAAGGGACCCCUGACCGUUAGGUCCAGUUGUGACCGACUCUGAGGUUGUGGCGCUCAUCUCGCUUUAUUGGCCGAGGGAGCCGGCGUACAGCUUCCGGGUCAUGUGGCCAGCAGGACUAAGCCGCUUCUGGCGAACCAGAGCAGAGCACGGAAACGCCAUUUACCUUCCCGCCAGAGCGGUACCUAUUUAUCUACUUGCACUUUGACGUGCUUUCGAACUGCUAGGUUGGCAGGAGCAGGGACCGAGCAACAGGAGCCACCCCAUCGCGGGGAUUCGAACUGCCGACCUUCUGAUCGGCAAGUCCUAGGCUCUGUGGUUUAACCCACACGCAAAAGAGGUGUGUUAAUUCCAGAUGCCACAAUGCUUUCCUUUGCAAAGUCGGUGACCUGUAUGUCAUAGCCAUGAAUAUUGAUGGAAACAUCCGGGGCACGGGACUCUGUCCUGGUGGUUUUCCACCUAACGCAAGAAAAAACAGCGUAAAAACCCUGUUUUUCUUCCUGCCACCUUUUCCUGAUGCGCCGGCAGAUAAUUGGCAGUGUUCGGGAGAAGGAGUCAGCCUCUCCUCCAUCUUGGUAUCCUUGGGGGGUUGAUAAUGUUGGCCAUAAAAAUUCACUUAAGACUCAGCCUCGCAGAUUUGGGGGUGGUAGAGAUGCUUAUGGCCCUGGCUAAUAUGCAAAAUGUAUUUAUCUGUGUGCUUUCUGAGCAACCUGCUUGGUGCGUGUGUGUGUGUGUGUGUGUUUUUCUUGCUGGCGGAAAGAGGUCACCUCGUUGCGAUUCCAGAAGGGGCAGCGGAGCAAACUCUGCUUUUUAAUCAGGAGGGUUGACUUUUCCCCCUGCAAGAACAUGUCCGGAUUAUAACUUGCGUUUGCACAAGGCCUUUGCCGGAGAGGUUGUCGGUUGUGAUCCUUGCGACGAUGCUGCGAGGUGGGUCGGUUGCUAUUGAUUAUCUGCUUGCGUGACCCGUUGCGGGGUCACUGCAACCCCCGCAGCUCCCUGCCCCCCCCAGGAAACAAAUUUAGGGGUUUGCAACACAAGACACAAUGUGCAUUUAAAGCAUACAACUGUCCGCAGAGCUUUCACAAUUACCCAAGCAAUUGAAUGGCAUCUGCCAAACGAUGAGCUUGCCUGUACAUCUUUCCAUGGCUCCCCUGACUCCUGACCUCUGAUAACAUUCCACACCUCGCCCCUCCCUCCCUCCCUCCCGUUGGAAUGUUUGUGAACAUUCUGUGACAUCACAGCAUGUCAGUCAAUAGCUGGGGCGGAGAAGGAUUCUCCCAUAGGGCAGCUGCUAGGUAUUUAUUUAUUUUUAAUCUUUUAGCCAAGGCUAAAAGGAGGUUCUUCAUAGCUGGGGAAUCAUACCCAUGCUGAUUUACUUAAAUUUAUUUAUUUAUUUUAGCUGGAAAGACUAUCUUAUUUAUAUAUAUAUAUAUAUUAAUUUUUUAACCUAUCAUUUUCAGCAAUCAUUUAACACAAUUUCAUAUUUUAUACAAUUUUUUUGACUUCUAUCAAUCACAUCUGAAAUUUUUCCAAUCUUUUUCACUUAAUUUACAUUUCUUAAUUUCACUAUUACUUUUAAUUAUCUUAACUAAUAACUCUCUUCAUAAUCUUCCUUGCGAUAUUUCACAUUUUCCUCCUUACAAAACUUCUUGUAAUCCUACUAGCGUAAUAUGUUAAUUACAAUUGCUUUUCAGGUAGUUCACAUAUUUAUUCCAGUCCUCUGUGAAUCUCUGGUUCUGCAGGUUUCGAAUCCUUCCUGUCAUCUUAUCUAAUUCUGCAUAGUCCAUUAAUUUCAUCUGCCAUUCUUCUUUCGUCAGUAAUUCUUCUUGUUUCCAUUUAAUAAAGAUUUACUUAAUUUUUUAAAUUCCGUUAUUCUUGUUAUUUUCUUCACUGGGGAGAUAAAUAUGAGGCGGUGGCAAUUUCUCUCUGUUGGGAUGGGUCUGAUCUGAUCCCCCUCCCCUCUUGGCAGUCGUUGAUUUGAUUGACGUUUGCAUCCAGCCUGACGAUCUCUCCCUUUCUUUUUAAAAAACGACGCAGGUGAUGCUUGAUUUGGGAGGCUGAGGAACUGCCUGGCAUGGCGCCAUCAUUCAGAAGGACCGCGUUGUCUCAUGUGAGCAAAUAACAGCAGCUAGCAGAUAUCCAAAGGUAAGCUGUGGAAAGAGAGCACAAACAGGUACACCUUCCUAAACCCAGACAGAAAGCUUUCCUGAGCUCCUGAUAGGCAUUCCCCCCCCCCUUGCCGGCAUUCCUGAUGUUUUCCCAUUUCAUCCCUGCAAUUUUGCUAAUCGCCAGCAUCCUGUGAGCAACACUUCCUCCGGAGCUGUUGGAAUGUUCUUAAGCAUUUUGUGACAUUCCUCCGGACCAACAGAUGAUUCUCCCAGAGCUAUUUGAGUGUUCGUAAACAUUCUGUGACACCAUACUUGGCACCAAAGCUGGGGAUGCGGAUGCUGACCCGAGACAGGAUAUUAUUGUUAUUUUAACUUCUUGAUCAUUUAGAAAGAUGAGUUCAACACCUGGGCUCAUCGCCUCUCACGUUUUUAACCCUGUAUGUGCUAACUAGCUCGAAUCGGACAUGCUGGAUCAAACCAGUGGCCCAGCUACUUCAUUACAGUGGUACCUCGGGUUACAUACGCUUCAGGUUAAAUACGCUUCAGGUUACAGACUCCGCUAACCCAGAAAUAGUGCUUCAGGUUAAGAACUUUGCUUCAGGAUGAGAACAGAAAUCGGGCUCCGGCGGUGCAGCGGCAGCAGGAGGCCCCAUUAGCUAAAGUGGUGCUUCAGGUUAAGAACAGUUUCAGAUUAAGAACAGACCUCCGGAACGAAUUAAGUACUUAACCCGAGGUACCACUGUAUCUUGUUCUCACAGUGCACAGACAGAGCGUAGGGCAUGGGUAGGCAAACUAAGACCCAGGGCCCGGAUCCGGCCCAAUGGCCUUCUAAAUCCGGCCCACAGACGGUCUGGGAAUCAGCAUGAGUAGAAUGUGUGCUUUUAUUUAAAAUGCACCUCUGGAUUAUUUGUGGGGCAUAGAAAUUCGUUCAUUUCCCCCUUUCAAAAUAUAGUCUGGACCCCCACAAGGUCUGAGGGACAGUGGACCGGCCCCCUGCUGGAAAAGUCUGCUGACCCGUGGCUUAAGGAUCCAGAUAGACUGCCACUGGACUGGGAGGUUCCAUAAGAAUGUAAGCAAUGGCUAGUAGUCAUUGGCAGGGCCCGGGGGUUGGACUAGAUGGCCCUUGGGGUCCCUUCUAGCUCUGCAGUUCUAUGGAGAGCCAGUGUGGUGUAGUGGUUAAGAGCGGUAGGCUCUUAAUCUGGGGAACUGGGUUCGAUUCCCCGCUCCUCCACAUGCAGCCGCUGGGUGACCUUGGGCCAGUCACACUUCUCUGAAGUCUCUCAGCCCCACUCACCUCACAGAGUGUUUGUUGUGGGAAGGAAGGAAAAGGAGAAUGUUAGCCGCUUUGAGACUCCUGAAGGGGAGUGAAAGGCGGGAUAUCAAAUCCAAACUACUCCUCCUCUUCUUCUUCUUCUUCUUCUUCUUCUUCUUCUUCUUCUUCUUCUAUGAUUCUGCAACAAACCUCUCCUCCUCCUCCUUCCUCGAAUUGGUCCAAUUCUCUUCAGGAGCCACUUAAGUUGGCCGUCGUCCUUGCCUCCUGCGGGGGGGAGUUCUGGGAGGGGUGGUCUUGUGGUAAAGUUAAAGCUUACUGGGAAAUGAUAUACCGUAUUUUUUGCUCUAUAAGACUCACUUUUCCCCUCCUAAAAAGUAAGGGGAAAUGUGUGUGUGUGUCUUAUGGAGCGAAUGCAGGCUGCGCAGCUAUCCCAGAAGCCAGAACAGCAAGAGGGAUUGCUGCUUUCACUGCACAGCGAUCCCUCUUGCUGUCCUGGCUUAUGAGAUUCCGAAUAUUUUUUUUCUUGUUUUCCUCCUCCAAAACCUAGGUGCAUCUUGUGGUCUGGUGCGUCUUAUAGAGCGAAAAAUACGGUAUGAUGAAUUGAAAAGGAUGUUUAAAAUAACGUUUGUAAAAAACACACACCCAGAAGCUUUUCAUUUGGGAAUUAUAGGGACAGAACUACCUAAAAUGUAUAGAAACUUAUUCAUGUACAUAAUACCUCCGUGAACAUCCGCCUUGUCUAAUGUCCAUUCUGGCGAACGUCUGCGGCAAACCCGGAAGUACAGGAAUGGGUUAUUUCUGGGUUUGCCGCUUGCGCAUGUGCAGAAGCGCUAAAUCGCACUUUGCACAUGCACAGAAAUGCAAACCGCUUUUUGGCUAGCGGCCCAGGGCUCCGGAAUGGAUCCUGGCCACAAAACAGGGUACGAUUGUAUGCUACUACAGCGGCCCCAAAAUGGAAAGAAACAGAAGUCCCAGCAAAGGAAGAAUGGAUACAAAAACUUACGGAAUAUUCAGAAAUGGCGAAACUUACCGGAAGAAUAAGAAAUCAAGAUAUAUUUUUUUAAAAAAAUGGAAAUGGUUUAUUGAAUAUUUACAGAUAAACUGUAAACAGAUAAGAACAUUGGCAGUAUUAUUGCAAUAACCUGCAGUUUGAGAAGCAUAUAUAUUUAAAGCAGAUGCAUAAAUGAUCAAAUUAAGUCAGUUUGGAUAUGCAGAAGAUAUUAAAAAUAAGAUUAAGGGGCCGUAGAAAAAGGGGGAAGGAAGUCAAGUUUUGAAAUGUUAAAAUGAUAGCGGAAUUAGUGAAAUGUAUAAACUUGAUCACAGGUGGCGUUGUGGGUUAAACCACAGAGCCUAGGACUUGCCGAUCAGAAGGUCGGUGUUUCGAAUCCCCGCGAUGGGGUGAGCUCCCGUUGCUCGGUCCCUGCUCCUGCCCACCUAGCAGUUCAAAAGCACGUCAAGUGCAAGUAGAGAAUGCUCAGGGGACUGAAUCUAUCUCAGCACCUACUUCUGUCCUAUUAUCACAGUACCAUCGAGAGUGUCUUAACAUAUAGUAUAUUAUCGUGGUAUGGGAGCAGCUCUGAAACGGAUAAAAAGCUUUACAGAGAAUAAUUAAAAUUGCCCAGAAUGUUAUUGGGCUCCAACUACCAACCCUGGAUGAGAUCUUCACGUCUCGCACUUUGAAGAAGUCACACAAUAUCCUGAGAGAUCCCACCCAUCCUGCUCACAACUUCUUUGAACUGUUGCCUUCGGGCAGAAGAUAUAGGACAAUGAAAACACGAACCACACGCCUUCUGAAUAGUUUCUAUCCAAGAGCUCUGAUUGCACUAAAUAAUGAUCUCAGGGCCAGUUGCAAGGAAUAGCAAGCAGGGAGUAGGAAGGAAUGAGACAGGUUUUUAGGUUAUGUUAUGCUUUUAAUAGGUUAUGUUACAUUCUGGAGUAUGAUAUGUUUUUAUAGAUUAUGUCUGAAUAGGAUGAGAGUGUUGGAGAUACGUGCAAAUGUGUAUGUGAACCCGGUCUUCGAGUGGGUGUUUGAUUUUCGUUGUUGUGUAUACUGUGUAUAUACGGACAAUGACAAUAAAUUUAUCUAAAUCUAGAUAAAUAGGUACCGCUCUGGCAGGAAGGUAAACGGCAUUUCCGUGCGCUGCUCUGGUUCGCCAGAAGUGGCUUAGUCCUGCUGGCCACAUGACCCGGAAGCUGUACGCCGGCUCCCUCGGCCAGUAAAGCGAGAUGAGCGCCGCAACCCCAGAGUCGGUCACGACUGGACCUAAUGGUCAGGGGUCCCUUUACCUUUAUAAACUUGAUAGGCAUAAACAAAAUUUUUUUUUUUUGGUUAAAAAAAGGGAGAGGGAGUUAUUCAGUUUGACUAGGCGCUGCUUUGAAGAAGCCCUGUUUUUUAUCAGUCCUAAAUCUUCCCCUCUGUGUUCCCUGUCGCUCCUUGCUAAAUUGCAGGUCUCCAAGCGAGGAGGAAGAGGGGAAGAAAGAUGGAUCCGGAGAGGAACGGAGGCGUUGGCAGAACCAGAAAACGGCGCUUCAGAUCCAUGACUCUUGGGCUUUCUGAGUUGGUGACCUGAGAGAGAGAGAGAGAGAGAGAGAGAGAGAGAGAGAGAGAGAGAGUUUCUGCCUUCAGUCACUCCCUCAUGGCGCCUCUGCGCUGGGUGAUACUUCAGGCAGGUUGAGACACGGCAGCCUAGCCCAGCUCUCUGCCAGAAAAGCUGGAUUUCAAGUCGAGAGGGGCGGGGUGGCAGUGGCGGAGGCGGCAGAGGGUUUCAGUCACCCACGCCGGGAGAGCAGAGGUCAACUUCCUUGGGGGGAGGCAGUGCUUCUCAGUGGUUAGAGCACACACAGCCUAGAUUCCUGCAUUGCAGGGGGGGUUGGACCAAGGUGACCCUCAGGCUCCCUCCCAAUUCUGCAAUUCGAUACCCAGGCAGCACCGGGAAAACCUUCCUGCCUGCUGCCAGUCAGUGCUGGAGCACAGUGGUGGGCGGGGGCAGAAGGAAAAAGGGGGCGGAGCAACGCUUGCAUUGCACAGGAAGUUUCUGCGCCCAAACUCUGCCCUCUCUGACCGGGUGAGCGAGAAGCAGGGUCAGAUUUCAGGGACGCACCCUGCCUGGCCAGGCAAAAACACGUGAGGAGGGUGUGAAGCAAAGGCAGUGAGGAGUGUGGCCUGGGGAAUGUUCCGAGGGCCAGGUGGGGAGGUCCAGAGGGC
Messenger RNA from Podarcis lilfordi (Lilford's wall lizard), 19480 nucleotides. The record is from the annotation of a GenBank genome assembly. NCBI's taxonomy places the organism in Eukaryota, Metazoa, Chordata, Lepidosauria, Squamata, Lacertidae.